Messenger RNA from Hemiscyllium ocellatum (epaulette shark), 8186 nucleotides. It is a transcript of the gene map1sa, whose product is annotated as microtubule-associated protein 1Sa. The transcript has 7 exons. The coding region runs from base 29 to 4567 and encodes 1512 amino acids. Gene Ontology annotation, molecular function: actin binding; microtubule binding. NCBI's taxonomy places the organism in Eukaryota, Metazoa, Chordata, Chondrichthyes, Orectolobiformes, Hemiscylliidae. Gene Ontology annotation, biological process: regulation of microtubule depolymerization; axonogenesis; dendrite development. Gene Ontology annotation, cellular component: synapse; neuronal cell body; microtubule. The record is from RefSeq and is a predicted model, not a curated record.
ACGGGCGGUGGCGUCUCCGGGAGCGGGGAUGGCGGCGGCGGUGUUAGCGGCCUCCGGGAGCGGGCAGUGCAAAGCCUCGGCCCUGGUGGUACUCGGAGAGGCCGGGAGGCCCGAGCUGUUGCUGCUGCCGGAUGUGAUCGCGCAGAUUCGGCGAGGGAUCCUCUCCUGGGACAUCGAUGCUUCUGCCUACAGCCUGGAUGAGCAGCUCAAGCUCUUUGUGUCCCGACAUUCUGCGACAUUUCCCGCAGAAGCAAAAGACCAAAAGAUUCUCCAUCACUGUGGUGAGGCAUUGGAAACAUUGGUGCUGAUAAACCCUUCCGUUGAGUCUCUGAGUGCUGAGAUACGGACUCUGAUCGCUGCACCAUCACGACACAAGCUCCUGGUGUUGGCUGGGCCAUGUCUGGAAGAAUCUGGUGAACUACUUUUACAGAAAGGAUCAUUCACACUCCAGGAUUUCAUCCAGAUCUUCACAGACAAGGAGAUUGGAGAGCUGUUGAGCUUCACGCCUCCUGCUGACAAGGCCAGCCUUACUCUGGCCUGCCCAGACUUGGGAGAAUGGAAGAAGUCGAGUCUGGAGAAGCACAGUCUCCAGGAGUUCAUCAAAAUCAGACUGAACCCUCCGGUCACACUGACAGAGAUGGAAGGCCUGCAGGAAUUCCUGGAGUACCUUUCGGAGACGAUGGAGGCAUCUUCCCCCUUUGACCUGUUGGAGCCCCCAGUCACUGUGGGCUUCCUGAAGCUCUCUAAACCCUGCUGCUAUAUCUUUCCAGGAGGCCGAGGGGACUCCGCAUUCUUUGCGGUCAAUGGCUUCAAUAUUCUGGUGGACGGAGGAUCGGAUCAGAAAUCUUCGUUCUGGAAACUGGUUCGUCACCUCGACAGGAUUGACUCUGUCCUGCUAACUCACAUUGGGACCGACAAUCUGCCUGGCAUCAACAGUCUACUGCACAGGAAACUGGCAGAACUGGAUGACGAUCAGUCGCUAGGCUCUGAAAUGAACAGUGACUGGACGAAACAUCUUAUUUCUCCUGAGAUUGGAGUCGUGUUUCUCAAUGCGCCCAAGAAGUUACAACAUAUUGAGAGAAGCAACGUGAGGCGAAGUGUUGAUGAGGUUAGUGUGAUGCUUCAGUAUUUGGAUCAGUUACAUAUUAACCCGGUGCCACUCUAUAGAACUGGUGGCAAUUCUUUAGAACCUCUAAUUCUCUUUCAAAAGAUGGGAGUUGGACGACUGGAGAUGUACGUCCUGAAUCCAGUUGAAGGGAGUAAGGACCUGAGCAACUUGAUGCAACAGUGGGCAGGCAAUGGUUGGCCAAAAGGAGGGAAUGUUCCACUUCAGUGCCUGGUGUCCGUCUGUGCCCUCAUUGUUUGGCACCCAGCAAGUCGGGUGGAAAAGAUAAUCCGGGUGCUGUUUCCUGGUUGCACUCCUCAGAACAGGAUCCUGGAGGGACUGGAGAAGGUGAAGCACCUGGAUUUCCUGAAGCAACCCCUGGCCACUCAGAGCGAGAUGGAGGCUUUGCAAAAGGACAAAGGCCCAAAGCCCAAACGGACAGAAAGUCGGGAGAGUCUCCACAGCCUCAGCAAGGGGUCAAGUGGCAGGGGAGGUCGUGACCCAGAGGCCGGGUCGCGGCUGGGAUCAGCCAAAUCCCGGGUGGAAAGGAAGGACAAGUCUGGGAAAACGAAAGCUGACACAGCAACACCAGGUGAGGGAACAAAAGAAUCUCACCCCAAUAUGUCAUCGGAGCUGAAGGCUGGAGAACAAGGUGGGGACAAACUGAAAACCAACACCCAACUGAAACCAUCCAAGGAAAAACUGCAAAAGAAAGAGGCAAAGCUGGUGAAACUGGAAGAGAACAAGGAUGUGAAAGUCUCUAAAAGGGAAGAGAGAAAGGAUACAGAGGAAAAGAAACAGGUGAGAAAAGAGGUGCCAAAACAAGUUAAAAAGAUCGAACCUAAAAAGGAUGAAAGGACAGGAGCUAAGGUCCCCAUUAAAUUGUCCUCUGCUUCUUCUGAGAGCAGAAGGCCUUCAGCAAAAAGCCACAUGCCGAGCAAAGAGAUCAAAAAAAAUCUAGUUACUUCUGGGAAAGGAUCUGUCAAAACCAAACCAAAGCUUCAGAGCAAGGAAACUGCAGAUUGCAAACAGACUGCAGGCAGUGUGUCCCUCACUGAGAAGGGCCCUCAGCCAGCUGCUUCCAAGAUGUCCACUCCCGAAGACAUGACAGCUGAUUUUGAACAUCUCCAACAAGCUGAGCAGGUGGUACAGGCACAAGGUGCAGCGACUGGGUCAGCGGGUUAUGAGGGGAAGGUGGUCAUCCCAGAUGAAACAUCGCCUGAUGAGGGCUUCACUACAAUGGAGAAUGAAAGUGAGCUGGAGUCUUCUCCCCAGGAUGAUGGCCAGCUUGUCGAUGCUACCAUCCCUGAAAAUGAGGACCCAGUCAUCUUGGAGUUCGAGCCAGACAAGGGAGGCAAGAGUACAGAAGAGAAACAGGAAGUCAGAGGUGAAGCAGAGGCUGAAUCUGAUCAAGGUAUGAUUAGAAUUAAUCAUAUUAAUGGUCUGAUCUGUGAUACUGAAAAUGAAGAUGGUUUUGAGAUGGAAAGUCCUGAUAAAUUCAGGUAUUUUGAUGAAAAGUUGAGCCCUAGUAGGAAUAUGGCAGCCCUUUCACCACUUGCUAAAACCCCACGGAGUGAUCGUAGUGUUAACUUUGAUCUAACACCAACUGAACUUGGGCCACUAGAGGAAAUUAAAGGGCAGAUGUCAGUCAACAACCAGGAGACUCUGGAGGACCAGUGUGCAAGCUCUGAGGAGAAGACCUUGGAGAUGGUCUCUCCUCCAGGAUCGGGUCUGGCCAGUGCUGGCCACACUCCAUUCCAUCAAUCACCCAUUGAUGAGAUCAUUCCCAGGGGUGAAAAUGGUUUAAUUGAGAGAGUUUCCAGCCUUCUCAGUGAGGAGACCCAGUUGAACAAUGCUUUUAAUAAGACUUUAGAUGGUGGACCCCAGUCAAAUGCAAGACCACCUUUUGAAAACACCAGUGCUCCACUGGACAGACAUACUGGCUUCCUGACCUUAAGUCCAUUCAAGGAAGUAGUCCCUGAUGUCUCGCCGACCUUGACCACCCCGUCGUUGCCAGCUGAGGUUGGCUCUCCUCAUUCCACAGAAGUUGAUGAGUCUCUGUCAGUCUCCUUUGAACAAGUUCUGCCACCCCUGAGUGAAGCUCUAGCCUCUCCAAGAGAGCAUAAUCAGAGGGGACCUCUCAAUGGUCUUUCUCCUGAACAUGAAACCUUCUCGGCGAAGGGUGACCCUCCCAGCAUGAGCCUGCCCCUGAAGUCAUUGCAAGAUUCAUUCCGGGCUCCGCAGGUGGCCCUGGGCAGUGUCUCGGAUGGCGAUGGUGCGUUAACUCACGGCGAUGGAAUUGAUGGGCAUUUGCCACAUGUGAUGGCAAUGCCCUCUGACUCUCCUCAUGAUGUUGACUUGUGCCUUGUAUCACCCUGUGAAUUUAAGCACCCAAAGACUGAACUCUCGCCCUCCUUCAUUAACCCCAGCCCACGGGAGUUGUCAGACGAGAGUGACCUUUCCCAGGAAUUUGCCAAGCCGGUUGGCCAAAGGAGAGGUCACAGGUCUCCCUCCAAUCGAAAGGCAGCUCUGGAUGAAAGGACCCCAACUUCUGCUAGUGAGUCCCUUCCAACCCUCUCAGGUUCUGACGCCCAGCCUGGGACUGAGGACUGCCCAUCCAUCACUGCAGAUGGUGGCAUUGACUCUGAGGAAGACUCUGAGAUCAUUCCCGCUGACAGGUCUCGUUCACCUGUGUCUUCAAUACCAUGUGACCCUUUGCCUGCCCCGAUGAAAGACCCUCACCCACCCCCGCCCCAACCUGGUAUCUGCAUGGUAGACCCUGAGGUACUGACACACAACUCUACCAAAGAUGCCAGAGAAAAGGCGAAAGGGAAAAAAUUAGGUUCAAAGCCAGCUUUGAGCUCUGCAGCAAGGAAAACUGAAAACACUAAACAAUCAACUCUCUCCAAACCAAAAGGUCACCAACUGAUGCCUAAAGAGGUGGAUAAGAUGGUCACGGGCAGUAAGAUCAACCAACCGGCGAAGGUUUACCGAGCAAAUUCCAACCAGUCAAUAAAUUCUGAGGACAAGAAGGGAAGGAAUCUUCAAACUACAAGUUCCAAACCGCCUCGCAGUGCAGUGACAGGUGCAGUGAGCAAGGCUCCUCCGGUGGGGCCCCCUGUGUAUGUGGAUCUUGCCUACGUUCCCAACAACCACAGCGCUAGAACAAUCGACGCAGACUUUUUUAAACGACUGAGAUCUUCAAUCUACGUCAUCAGUGGAGAUGAUCCCCAGAAGGAGGGGACAAUGAGGAAUAUUCUGGAUGCUCUCCUGGAAGGCAAAACUGUGUGGGGGGAUAAUAUCCAGGUCACCAUAAUCCCGACCUUUGACUCUCCAAUCAUGCAUGAGUGGUACCAGGAAACCCACGAGAAACAGCAGUCACUAAACAUUACGGUGCUGGGGAGUAACAGCACUGUUGUCAUGCAAGAGGAGACCUUUCCUGCCUGCAAAGUUGAAUUCUGAUCGGGUGUUUGUUCAACACACACAACUUUUUUUGUGCACAGGGAGUUGUAACCCAUGUUGGAUUAAUCCCACCCUCUAAUAGGCAAAAUAUCAAUCCUUCUAUGGAGUGUUUCUAGUGAUGUGUCAAGUAAUGCACGUUGAACCCCUCCCUCCCACAUUUCUCCCAGUUCACCUGAUGCUUCAAAAAAUGUUGCACAACCAUCUUAGGCCCAGGAUUCCCUCGAGCACCAGUGAACUGGGUGAAGGGUUGAGCUGUGCCAAUGGGUAUAUGAUGAGGGGACAGUAAGAGCCCACUGGGGCCAAGAGGUUAGAAUGGUAUCUGCUGACCACCCCAAUACUUUGCAAUGAGGGCCACUUGUUUUCCUUUUGAAUGCAAAUAAUAGGGUAUUUAAUCUUGUUCACUGUGCAAAUCAGUUGGCUCAAAGGAGAGCAACACUCUGGGGUUAAACUAUCAUUGGUCGCUAUGAAGCUGGCUUGACUUUCCCCAUAGUGUUUAGACUGACAGCUUGGUUCAAGAGCUUUUUAAUUCCAGCCUGUGCUCAUGGCUAAUCUGUCACAAGUUAUAACGGUGAAUGAAGUCUCUGCUGUAGGGUGGUUUUUCUUAUGACCAGUCACCAUUUCAAUUAGAAUUAUAAUAUAGGGGGUAAAUAAACUCCUCCCCUAGGUACCCAGGGCCUUUCAGUUGGAGUCUGGGAGUUAACAUUCACACCUGCCCCAUACUGCUCCCACUGGAACUCUAACCUGCUGGCAUAUGGGCUCCAUCAGCACUGAUCUCUGUCUGGCAUUUGAACUAAAUGAUCCAUUCUUGCAAGUAUAAUGAGUGUCAGUGGCCAAGCUGACCUGGAUGGCUCCAUAAUUAGGCUGGUUUAGACUCCUGCCCAGUUAUUGUCUCCAGGACUGGGCUCUAUAAAACUCUUCCAGUGAUUAGACUCCUCUCCAUCAGGCUUGAGAUUGACAAAUUAAACCAAAUGCUGACUACAUUCACAAAUGAGUUGGUAAGAGCCAAACUGCUUUGCUAAUUCUUGUUUUACUCUGCUAUCUUUCAUUUUCCAGGAAGAGUGGUAGCUGAAGGUGGGGUAAAUCUUGACACCUGGUUCUGAUGUAGUUGUGCAACUAUAAAGAUCCUGCUCUGGCUGUGCAUAUCUUGAUUUCAGAUUUCUUUGAUCCAAUGUUAAACAUUCACCAAUCAACUGAGACCAGCCAAGGACUAGUCUCAUUUAGUGGAAGUUCACAACAAGUGAGUUCAGUUGAAAUCCACAUUGUAGCUUCUCUCUUCAAUGAGGAGUUGCUUAUUGCUGGGCAGGUUGAGUCUGGUGUUUGAGUGACUAUACACCACAUCGCUUAGACUUGGAGUGAACAAAAAGCAAUUCACUGCUUCAACAACGUUCCACUAUAAACAUGAGCUCUGAUACCUCAAUAUAAAAUAUAUAUUGCAUGUUAAUCAACUUCAGUUGCAUUGUGGGUGAGGAUAAUAUAUUUUAUUUCUGGGAGGUAAGCAUUGUUGCUCAUCCCUAAUUGCCCCUUAGGAGGUGGAGGUCAUCAGUGAAGGUGACUAGUAUUAUAUUUUCACCCUCCUGAAUUACUGAAGAGGACGAGGGCAAACUGCAAUGAUGUGGGAGUGGAAGAGUUGAGAUUGAUGUUUCAAUCAGUAGGAUUUGAAUUGGUAACAGUCAUCACCUAGAUUCUCUUGGAAUCUAUGCUUCAAACCCAUCCUUAGUAUGAUAGGAAGCACAGGAGAGAAUUGAAUUAAUGGCAGUUUGUGGUCUUAGUUAAUGCUGUUGAAACACUUGAUGUCUGUCCUUGCAACACCAGUCACCUUUCCCCAGUUAACACGGCAGCUGUGACCUGCAAAUGUCCCUAAUGUCAAAUUGAAAAUAACUAUUGGCAGACAAUUGAAUUAGCUUUGGUGAAUAGUUCUGAUGAGUAAAGGUUUUAUUUAUCAGUGGUGAGGCAUGGAGAAUGAGAGAACAGUUGGCUGGUAAAGCUUUGUUCAGUGUGGAUCCCGGCUGUGAGGCUUAUUUGGAAAGGGUAGGUGGUGUAGCUGCAGAGUGCAGUGUCUUCAUGUUGACUGUCAGAGGGCCAUCUCGUUGCUGGCUGGAGAUAAUAUCACUGGCUUAAUGUCUCCAACCUAAUCCUGGUAAUGGUAGUUGGCCAUUUAGCCAGACACUGACAGUCAACAAACACCUACUUGUGACCUUAGUGAAUGAUGGUUUGGGAAAGUAGAUAAAAGAACAGACGGAUGUAUUUAGACGUGUGAGUGCUUUAGUACUAGACUGGGAAGGGUUAGAAUGAUGACUAUAUUCUAAUGCUGAGGGGGCACAAACUCCACUUAGAUCAGAUUGAGGUGUUCAAUGCUUUUGAAUUGUCUGAACUGCAGAUUUGGUAAAAAGGUCAUUUUCUGGUCCAGAAAAAGCAAACCGCCUUUAGCUGUUGAGAGGAGGGUGAGUGGAGGGACAAGUGAAAUCAGAACCAGGAACCAUCAAUCCUCCCAAGUUUAACAUAGAUCUGCCAUAAAGAGUAUUUUCUCCUUUAUUUUUCACACACACCCCCCCCCACCACUAUCUCCUUGGAGUGUGGGUUACAAGGCCAGACCUGCCCUUGAACCUGGGAUGUGCUCUCGUUUUGUUUACAUGUAGAGCAAUAGUAGCUGAAAGUUUAAUUAUCUUGUGCCCUGAAUUCAGCUACUUUAAUCCUACACCCUCCACUGAGAAGCAUAAAGAGCUCAUGACACAUCAGCAUGUAACUGAAAAGAUUGCAAUUUCAAUCCAGUUAUUUAUUCUCAAAAUUAAUAUAUAAGCUUUUGGUUAUGGUUUACACUUUUUUUUAAAUUGCUGACUUAUCUGAGCAGCACUGUUUUUUGUCAAACUUUUCAUUAAGGUUUUUUAAAUGUGAGGUUUAAUCAGUAUUAAACACUAAUUGGUGAAUUAUUUUAAGGUUAAUGCAAUGGAGGAUGCAAAUGUUUGUCCUGAUUUAUGCAUUUCAUUGAGAAUUGUACUGUAGUCCUGAACGUGUAUGUGAAACUUUCCAUAACUGCUGUCUGUGCCAUACAUUGACAGGAUAUUGUGAAUUUUAAAGGAUAGUGUGUUUACACAUCAGUAGGUGGGGAUAAUGCCUAUCUCUGAAUCAAUACGAGGAACUCUCAACCAACCUGGUUAAAAGUGUGGGAGUUUGGUGGAUUUUAGCCUAAAAUAAUCGAGCAAUGUUUCGUCCCCCUGCAGAGGGUUGAUUGACUGACUUGAUCUUCUAUUGGAGAUGCUGGGGGAGUUCAUCUAGUUUAACUCUAAAGACCCCCACCCCCCCCCCCCCCCACCCAAUUCCAUUUGUAAACACCCAUGUUUAUACUGUUAAUCUGGUUCACUGGUAAGAGGAGGGCUUGCAGGGGCUGGGUGUGCUGUUUGGGGAGGGAGUCUCUCUCCAGUGUUUCACUUUAAAUGGGGAGGUGUCUGCACGGAAUUGCUUACGUCCCUCCCUGUUACUGUGCAGAGGUCCACGCUGCUAGUUGUUCCCACUUGCUUCUAAGGAUUGUCUGUGUAUGUGCACAGACUGAUCUAUCUGUUGGCACUACUAUUUUAAAAAAAAAUGUCUGGCUUUAUGAUGAAAUUGAACAAUAAAAUUUAAU